AUGGCGCCGACCCGGGAAGCAUCCUUCUCCGACGUCGGCGCACACUUUGCAGCGGGUAAGGCGGACCCCAUCGGGCACCUGAGCAGUCGACGCUCUCUGCACACGGGCAUACUCGUGUUUCUCCGUCCACCGCCUUGCCCCACGCGGACAACCGUGUCCAGGUCCCAUCGCUUUCGCAUUGUUCCAACCACUUGGGAGGCCGGAACCACAAAACAUGGCCUGAUCCUGCCGCAACCGAGCUGGCAAUCCGGCUUCUGCCCCUUCACCGCUGCAUUGUUCCGACGAUGGCCCUGUCGCCGUCCACUCCGCUCGGCGUCUGGCACGGCCUCUGCUGCGCUGGUUGGGUCGGGGUUGAGCUGGCCUGCUGUGCUCCCCGCACCGUCUCGUCGGUCUUUGGUUCGGCGGGUUGCUGCUUCGACGCGACUUCAAACUUCGAUUUCCCGAUCGAUCCGAUUUCGACCGUCGCUGCUGCCCGAGCUUGAGUCUGUGGUGCCUGCGUGGACUCGCAACUCCUCGAGCCUCGAUGCCCGCAUCAGCAAUCUCGCUGCAGUUUCAGUCGAGCCCAUCCCGCAUUCAUUGAGUACGAUGGGCGAGGCUAACGGAACCACAGGUGGCUUUGCGCCGUUCGCAGCCGUAGAGAUCCCCUUCUCCUCGAUUCCGGCCUCAGACACGCCCGAGUAUGCCGAGUUUCUCGCGCACUACCUCACCGCGGCGUUCAAGUUCGUUCGCGACACGCCUGGAUGGAAGAAGACCAAGUCCUUCAGCUCGGCCGCUGGAGGUAACGUGCAGUGCAAGGUGUUGCCCAGCCAGGUAUCCCAGAUCGCCAAGAAGGGCUGGCACCUGCGCGAGUCCCAGCACGGCGCAGAUUGCGGCUUGACGUUCGAUGACUGGCGCAAGUACAUCCGCUUCGAGCACACGUUGUUCGAAAAGCAGUACAUCGAAGACAUCACGCUCACCGACUGCGUCGCAAAGGUCAAACCGGACGAGGCCGAGAUCUGGCACAAUGCUUACAAAUUACCGAUCGUCACGGCGGAUAGAGACUUUGUCGAGAUGUUGUUGACCAUCGACCUGCCGGCGCACGCGGAGCCCUUCUCGGCGGAGCAUGAAGCAGCUACACUUGCAUGGAUCCGCGAUCCGCAGCGCGAGCUCACACCCUCUGCCGCUACCACCGAGCCGGCCUAUCGCUCAUUUGUUGUGCUCCAGUUCCCCGUCGAUCACCCCGAUGUGCCAGCAGACCCGCACAAGGUCCGAGCGGUAUACUCGUCGUUCGAAGCCGUGUCGGAAGCCCCGGCUCAAAGCGGCGACGGCAAGGUGGUCGACUGGAAGAUGGCGGUGCAGUCCGACACGCGCGGCCGCAUCCCGACCAUGAUGCAAGAAAUGGCUAUGCCGGGCGAGAUUGCCCACGACGUACCCGCAUUCAUCGAGUGGGCGGUCAGGUACAAGCAGCAGAACGCGCCCCAAGCGCAUUAG
This is a messenger RNA of Moesziomyces aphidis, 1470 nucleotides long. NCBI's taxonomy places the organism in Eukaryota, Fungi, Basidiomycota, Ustilaginomycetes, Ustilaginales, Ustilaginaceae. The record is from the annotation of a GenBank genome assembly.